AUGGUGGAAACAACAAGUACAUGUGAUUUGCAUAAAAGAGAACAAAGGUAUUAUUUGAAUCAUAACAAAAAAAUUAAAAUAAUUGAAAACAAAAUUGAUAAGGAGGGAUAUUUUGAUAAUUUUAAACUAUGCGAGAGUGAAGAAAAUGAGAAAAGCAUACAUUUAAAUAGCAAUUCAUUUAAUUGUGAUUUAAAACUUUUUGAUAAUAUUUUUAAUGAACAAAUUUUAGAAAAUAAUAAUAAUAAUAUAGAAGAUGAUAAUAAAUUUAUUUUAAUAAAAAAAGAAGAAGAAACGUUAAAUAGUAAUGAUUCUUUUCCUUUUACUUUUUUUAAAGUAAAUAGAGAUGAAAAAAUAGAGAAUAUAUCUGAUAAAAUAAAAGUGAAUAAGAAGAAUAAUAAAAAAUUAACUGACAUUAUUAUUUUAAAAAAUAUUUUAAAUUUGUAUUUUCUGUUUGAUGAUAAGAAUUGUGGAUAUAUUGAUUUUAAAUAUUGUUCAUAUGUAAUUAAAAAUAUUUACGAAAAUAAUAUUAAUUUUUUGAUAGAACACAUUAAAUUAAAUGAAAAUGAAUUUAAUAAAAAUAGAUCAAAAUUUAACACUGAAAAAAUAGAAAUAAAUCAAAAAUUUUGUACAAAAUACUUUGCAAAAUUUCUACUAGUUGUUUUAAAAGAUAUAUCAAUUUUUCAAAAAAAAAGUGGAGUUUUAAGUAAAGAGAAUUUUAUAGAAAUUAUGCAUCAAUUUAUAGACACAAAUAGUUAUAUUAAUAAUAUGUAUGAAAUUUUUAAAUAUCCGAAAAAUAUAAUAACAGACUUUUAUAAUUAUAUACAUUAUAUAAAUACAAGUGUUGAUGAAAAAAAAAUGAAAAAAAUAAGAAUUACAAAAAAAAAAAAGAAGUUAAAAAACAUAUUUUUUUUUGAUGAUCAAUUAAUAAAUGCUGAUUUACACACUCAUAUAAAUUAUUUUAAAGAAAAAAAAAACAAAAAAUUAGAAAAUAUAAAGCUAGAAAAUACCAUAAAAGAAAUGAAAGAGUGUACUUUCUUACCUUAUAUAACAAAAAAACCUAGCUAUUUAUUAAAGAAAAAAAUAGAAAAUAAUAUGAACCAAAUUAUUAAACAGCCAAAUGUAAAAAAAAAAUACACGAAACUAGAAAUAUUGUAUGACAUUGAUCAUACAAUUGAAAGAACUUUAAUUCUUCCUAAUAAUGUAGUUUUAAAGAAAUUUGAUGAAAAUUAUGAACAUUUAUGUAAUGACAAUAAUAAAUCAAUAAAGUUAAAGUAUAUAAUUCAUCAAGGAUAUGAAAAACCAAAAAAAAUUUGUUGGAACGACACUUUAAGAAAUAAAAGAAUUAAUUCAAUUCAACAAUUAUUUAAUAAAGAGGAAAAAAAAAAAUGUAAAGUAAAUAAUAAUAAAAGUAUUGUAGAAAACGUUAAAAAAAAUAACAUUACUCCAAAAAAAAUAGCACUAAGUAAAAUAUUUAAUAAUAAGAUUUAUGUAAAUAAUAAUAAUAUUUUAGAUCCUUUAAUUAUUAAUUCUAGAAAAUUAUUAAAAGAAGAUAAAAAAAUCUGCAACAAAAAUUUUAUUUAA
Molecule: messenger RNA, 1581 nt
Organism: Plasmodium gallinaceum
Lineage: Eukaryota; Apicomplexa; Aconoidasida; Haemosporida; Plasmodiidae
Product: conserved Plasmodium protein, unknown function
Exons: 1
Coding region: 1-1581 (526 amino acids)
Source: RefSeq, a predicted model, not a curated record